Molecule: messenger RNA, 2244 nt
Organism: Macrosteles quadrilineatus (aster leafhopper)
Lineage: Eukaryota; Metazoa; Arthropoda; Insecta; Hemiptera; Cicadellidae
Gene: Dmtn
Product: transmembrane and coiled-coil domains protein 2
Exons: 14
Coding region: 168-1802 (544 amino acids)
Cellular component (GO): endomembrane system
Source: RefSeq, a predicted model, not a curated record
CUCUUUAUUGUGUCGUGCUUGUUCAAAAUCGAACCGAAUCAGAUUACUACAUUGUAAGUGUGGUAACUAUUUAGCUAUUUCACCAUUUACUGAAGUAUAAAGGCUAAAUAGUCGGGAUUUUACAUGGUGGUUGUUUAUUGAGAUGAUUCCUCCUGUGGCGAUCGGACAUGGAUAGUCUCCACGUGGUAUCCAACAGCAGUAAACACUCCAGUCGUAGCCCGUCCCCCUGUAGACCUCCUAGCAAACCUCAUGCAGGACCGCAUCUAGUGGACGGGGGGAUGAGCCGGUGUAAGUCCCCGGUGACCCGGCAUGAACGUGGCGGGUCCAACGAUGCCGUCAUGAUCCGGCCGGACACUUCGUCCAAUCACGGAUCGGACGAGCCUCCCCCCAACGACCAAGAUGUGGAAUUCUACCUGCAGUCAGCCUCGUUCAUUUCCAACGGCUCCAACGAGUUGACAGAGGACUACGAUGGGGAUGACAAGACGAGGGCAGCCAUUGAACAGAUUCACUGCAAGAUCUCCAAGACCAAGGAUCAGAUCAGAGGAGAACAGACGGCCAGGGAUGAUAAUGUUGACGAGUAUCUGAAGCUUGCCUCCAACGCGGGAAAAGAACAACUUCCUCGGAUAAAAGCGGUGUUUGAGAAGAAGAAUCAAAAGUCUGCUCAAACCAUCUCACAGCUGCAAAAGAAACUUGAAAGCUACAGUAAGAAGUUACGAGAGCUUGAACAACAUGGGGCUCACGGACACCACCAUCACCGGCAGCCUCGAGAAAUGUUACGAGACAUGGGACAGGGCCUCAAACAUGUCGGCGGAAAUAUACGGGAUGGAAUCUCUGGGUUUUCUGGGUCAGUGAUGUCGAAACCCAGAGAAUUCGCUCAUCUGAUAAGGAACAAGUUUGGAAGUGCAGACAACAUCAACUCUAUGUCGACUUGGUUUGUGCCAGGAAACGGGGAGACAGAUGGCGAGGAGGGGGGGGAGAGGGAAAGAGGGCAUCAUGGCAGCGCGACCCUGCCCGGCAACUGCAGCCUGGGGUCGACACACAGCGCGACCGGCCUCAAGUUCCAGAGCGAGGACGGCAGCGAGUGCAGCAGCGUUACUAGUGAGAGUGUGCCUGGCGCUCACACGACGUCGCCCCACUCUAUGUCCAACCCUGCCUCGAACAACCCGACCCAGGACAUACUGCUGGCUGAGGUGAGGCGCAACAAACAGGAGAUCGAGCGGCUAAAGGACAAGAUGGAAGCUUUUAAGCAGGCUGUACACAAGGAGGUGACGUACCUGAACAGCGCCCUGGCCGAGGAGAGGUUCCGGAGCGAGAGACUGGAGGAACAGGUCAACGACCUCACAGAACUGCACCAGAACGAAGUGGAGAACCUUAAGACUGCCAUCUCCGACAUGGAGGAAAAGGUCCAAUACCAGAGCGAGGAGAGGUUGAGGGACAUUCAUGAAAUGCUGGAGUGUUGCCAAACAAAGAUCUCCAAGAUGGAACAUCAGCAAGCCCAGCACCAGCAAUAUCUUACUCUGGAGGGACUGGACAACUCUAGUGCACGAGCUCUGGUAGUCAAGUGUAUAAAUGUGUUGCUUACCGUGCUACAAGUGAUCCUAUUGCUGGUAGCUACAGCUGCUGGUAUCCUGAUGCCCUUUCUUCGUACUAGGUUAAGGUGUUUGACGACGGUGGGUUUGCUAGUUGUGGCUGUAGUGGUGAUGAAACAGUGGCCUGAACUCAUGGACAUUACCAAAUUGGUUGUUGCAGCCAGGUUGACCGUGAGUGAACACUGGACGUCGUCCACUCCCUGGGUCUCGUAGCCUCAACACCAGUCCUCGGUGCAGACUGACUUUGCAAUUUGACAUUACUAAUCGUACUGUGUUCUUUUUAGAAUAAAAAUCGGCUAAUGAAAAAAAUUUUUAAUCGAUUGUUACGUAGGUAAUUUGUUCCAAAUUUCUUUUUAAAAGUAAAGUGUUUUACAUAAUGAAUGUUUUAUGUAAAUACAAAUUUGUGAGUUGUAGAGUUGUAUAUCGCAGAUAGGUUUCAGCUGCAUCUUUGGUUUACAAGGUCGUGGGGAUUCCAGUAGCUACGAGACGUCGCACAGUUUUUGUGAUGGCCCUUGGCAUAGACUGAUCGUUUUGUCUGUUUUGUAUAUUUUAUUACUGUAAUCAAUUAAGAAGCAAUGUGAUACACCGUUUGUAUAGUAGAUCCAACUGCUCUCUAAGUAUUGUCAAUUAAAGACAGAAUGUACUUAACAGCUAA